This is a messenger RNA of Metopolophium dirhodum (rose-grain aphid), 1698 nucleotides long. RefSeq lists its product as uncharacterized. NCBI's taxonomy places the organism in Eukaryota, Metazoa, Arthropoda, Insecta, Hemiptera, Aphididae. The transcript has a single exon. The record is from RefSeq and is a predicted model, not a curated record. The coding region runs from base 1 to 1698 and encodes 565 amino acids.
AUGGAUCAACAAUUUAUAAUUGAUGCUUUAGACGAGGAAAUAUUAUCAGAUGAUGAUUUUAGUAACAGUGACUUAGAUUCUGAUAUUGUCGUGGAAAGUGAACAUGAUACAUGUACCGAUGAGUCUGGAUUAUCGUGUGAUGAAAAUGAAUCUAGUGAUCAGAAUUAUUUAGGAAAGGAUGGGACUAAGUGGAAAGCACAAAUGCCGCCUUCAAAUAGUAGAACUAGGUCACAUAAUUUGGUAACUCAUUUACCAGGUGUCAAAGGUGUUGCAAAAAAUUCAAAAACUAUAAUUGAUUCUUGGCAGUUAUUUUUUCCCGAUGAGGUAAUAUCAGAAAUAGUCAAUUUUACAAACAUAAAAAUUCAAAAAAUAAGAGAACAUUAUUCACGAGUUAGAGAUGCUAAAGAUACCGAUAUUAUAGAGAUGAAAGCAAUAAUAGGUUUACUAUAUUUAUCUGGUUCUUUACGAUCGUCCCAUCAACAUUUAUGUGAUUUGUGGAGGACUGAUGGAUUAGGUGUCGAUUAUUUCCACGCGACUAUGAAUAUAAGAAGAUUUCGGUUUAUAUUACAAUGUUUGAGAUUUGAUGACGUCAAUUCUAGAAAUACUCGGAUAAAAACCGAUAGAUUAGCUCCUGUAAGAAACAUUUUUGAUGGCUUUGUUGAUCGUUGUCAAAAAUAUUAUACAGUUGGUGAAUAUGUAACAGUUGAUGAAAUGCUCGAGUCGUUCAGAGGAAAAUGUAGGUUUCGUCAAUAUAUUGCAAAUAAACCAGCGAAAUAUGGUAUAAAAAUAUUCUCGUUAGUUGAUAGUCGUACUUUUUAUACCCUAAAUAUGGAAAUUUAUUGUGGACAGCAGGAAGAAGGACCAUAUAAAGUUGUAAAUAGUGGGAAAGAAAUUGUAUUGCGACUCAUAAAACCAAUUUCAAAAACAGGGAGAAAUGUCACAUGUGAUAAUUGGUUUACUUCAGUACCACUAGCUACUGAAUUACUGAAAAAACACAGAAUAACCAUGGUAGGGACUAUAAGAAAAAACAAAAGGGAAAUACCUCCAAAUUUUUGUAAUACACGUGGUAAAAUUAUACAGUCGAAUAUGUUUGGAUUUACUAAAGACAUGACACUAGUUUCCCACGUGCCCAAAAAAAGUAAAAUUGUGUUAUUGCUGUCUACGAUGCACCAUGAUAAUGCCAUAGAUUCCAAUUUAAAUAAACCUGAAAUUAUUACAUUUUAUAACAUGACAAAAGGUGGUGUAGAUGUAGUUGAUGACCUAAAAGACUAUUCAGUUGCGAGAAUAAGCCGUCGUUGGCCUCUUACAAUUUUUUACAGUCUUUUGAAUAUCGCAGGAAUUAAUAGCCAACUUAUAUACAAAGCGAACAAUAAUUGUAAUAUAAAUAGACGUGAGUUCUUACAAACACUUGGUAAGCAACUUACAAUGGGCUACUUACAACAACGUAUAAAUAUCAAGACAUUACCAAUAGAGGUAAAACGAAAAAUUGCUUCAAUUUUGCGUGAAAAAUACAUAGAACAACCUAACGCUGGACCAACUCGUGAAGGAAGAUGUUACUACUGUGAUCGAAAAAAAAAUAGAAAAACAAAAACGCAAUGUAAAAACUGUGAAAAUUAUAUUUGUAAGGAACAUACCGUAACGUAUUGCCAGAAAUGUUGCGAAGAUGCACAACAUUUAUCAGAUAAUUCAGAAUAUUAA